Molecule: messenger RNA, 1320 nt
Organism: Emys orbicularis (European pond turtle)
Lineage: Eukaryota; Metazoa; Chordata; Testudines; Emydidae
Gene: ENPP6
Product: ectonucleotide pyrophosphatase/phosphodiesterase 6
Exons: 8
Coding region: 1-1320 (439 amino acids)
Biological process (GO): choline metabolic process; lipid metabolic process
Cellular component (GO): plasma membrane
Molecular function (GO): glycerophosphodiester phosphodiesterase activity
Source: RefSeq, a predicted model, not a curated record
AUGGCAAAGCACAUGACCCUUUCUUUCCUCCUGGUUCUCACUAUGGCAAGCUCAUCCUUUGCCCGUCGAAAGCUUUUACUGUUUCUGAUCGAUGGCUUUCGUUAUGAUUACAUCAAUGACAAUGAGCUGGAGUCCCUGCCUGGCUUUAAAGAGAUUGUGGACAGGGGAGUGAAAGUGGAUUACAUGAUCCCAGACUUUCCCAGCCUUUCCUAUCCAAAUUAUUACACGCUGAUGACUGGUCGCCACUGUGAAGUCCAUCAGAUGACUGGAAACUACAUGUGGGACCCAAGUACAAAUACAUCUUUUGACAUUGGUGUGAAUAAAGAGAGCCUGUUACCUCUUUGGUGGAAUGGAUCGGAGCCUUUGUGGGUCACCAUGAUGAAAGCAAAGAAGAAAGUUAAUAUGUAUUACUGGCCUGGCUGCGAGGUUGAAAUCCUUGGUGUCAGACCUAGUUUUUGUCGACCAUAUUUCAGUGUCCCAACAGACUCCAAUUUCUCUGAUGCUGUCAGUGAUGCUCUGGAGUCAUUGAGAAAUGGCAGUGCAGAAAUGGCAGCAGUGUACUACGAACGCAUCGAUGUGGAAGGCCACCAUUUUGGUCCUUCAUCUGUUCAGAGGAAGAAUGCUUUGAAGGCAGUGGACAAAGUAUUGAACAACAUGACCAAACUAAUCAAGGACAAGGGCCUUCAGAAUGACCUGAAUGUCAUUUUGUUCUCGGAUCAUGGGAUGACUGACAUUUCCUGGUUGGACAAAGUGAUUGAGUUGAAGAACUAUAUCAAUAUGACUGAUAUUAUCCAAGUAAAGGACCGAGGCCCUGUUGUGAGCCUGUGGCCAACUAAGGAGAAGCAGACUGAGGUGCAUAAUAAACUGAAAGCUGUGCAACACAUGAAUGUUUAUAGCAUAGAGGAAAUUCCAGAUAGAUUCUAUUACAAAAAAGGGAAAUUUGUGUCUCCUUUAACUCUUGUGGCUGAGGAAGGAUGGUUCAUAGCAGAGAGUAAAGAGAAACUUCCAUUUUGGGAGAAUGGCACAGGGAAAAAGGAGGCCUGGCAGAAUGGGUGGCAUGGAUAUGACAAUGAGCUCAUGAACAUGAGGGGAUUCUUCCUCGCAUACGGGCCAGAUUUCAAAUCUAACUUCAGGGCGCCUCCAAUCAGAUCGGUCGAUGUUUACAACAUCAUGUGCAAUAUUGCAGGAAUACAGCCACUAUCAAACAAUGGAUCCUGGUCCAGAGUGGAGUGUAUGUUAAAAAAUAAUGCCAGUUUGGCACAGUUAUUCCAGUGGAGCAGCUGUGUGCUGGCAUUAAUUCUACUUUUAUUGUUUUCAUAA